AUGUCGCUACGCAUCGCCCCCACACGUGCCGCCCGCGCCCUCUCCCUCCUCCGCACAGUACAAUACACGCACCCGCCCUCGUGUCCGUGCCAUUCGAACCCGGGACACCACCAUGGCCCCUCUUCAUCCAUCAGAAAUGUCGCGAAGCGCUCGCUAGCGACCCCGCUGCACGCGAGUCAGCAGAAAGAGUACGCGUUCGAGAUGGCGGCGAGCAGCAUCCGGUUUGGGGCGGGGUGCACAAAGGAAGUGGGGAUGGAUUUCAAGAACAUGGGCGCGAAGAAGGUCAUGGUGGUGACGGAUAGCACGGUGAAGAAGUUGGAUGGUAUGAGGCAGGUUGUAGAGGGGUUGGAAGCUGAGGGGAUAAAGUUUGAGGUGUUUGACGGGGUUAGGGUGGAGCCGAAGGAUAGUUCAAUCAAGGCGGCAAUUGCCGCUGCGAAGCCGUAUCAACCAGACGCGUUUCUAGCUGUUGGAGGUGGUUCAGUAAUAGAUACUGCUAAGUUGAUGAACUUAUACACAACUUUCCCUGACGCCGACUUCCUCGACUUCGUCAACGCCCCCCUAGGUAAAGGCCUCCCCAUAACCCGCGGCCUCAAACCUCUGGUCGCCGUUCCCACUACCGCAGGCACAGGCUCUGAAACCACUGGCACCGCUAUCUUCGACCUCGUAGAGAAGCGCGCGAAAACCGGCAUCGCACACCGGAACCUCAAGCCCACCCUCGGCAUAUGCGAUCCCAUAAACACCCGCACCAUGCCCUCCGCCGUCCACGCCUCCUCAGGCCUCGACGUUCUCUGCCACUCCCUCGAAUCAUGGACUGCAAUCCCUUACUACGAGCGUACACCUAGGCCCACCAACCCGAUCAACCGCCCCGCCUACCAGGGCGCAAACCCAAUUUCUGACAUAUUCAGCCUGCAAGCGCUACGAAGCACAGUCAAGUAUCUCCCGCGCGCAGUAGCCGACCCAGACGACUGGGAAGCCCAAAGCCAAAUGCUGCUCGCCGCUACCCUCGCCGGCGUCGGCUUCGGUAAUGCAGGUGUGCAUUUGUGUCACGGCAUGAGCUACCCCAUCUCCGGCCAGAAUCCUGGCUACAAGCAUGCCGGGUACGCCGUCGACGUGCCCAUCAUCCCUCACGGCGUUAGCGUAGCUGUCACCGCGCCUGCCGUGUUCAAGUUCACCGGGGCGUCGAAUCCGGAGCGGCAUCUUGCAGCCGCUGAGUGUUUCGGUGUGGAUAUUAGCCAGGUGAGGAAAGAGAGCGCGGGCGAGGUGUUGAGUGAAGCUCUCGCGAACUUUUUGGUGAAGUUGGGAGAUCAGCCGAGGGGUCUGAAGGCGCUGGGGUUCAAGAAGGAGCAUAUUUCGGGGUUGGUGGAGGGGACGAUUCCACAGGCGAGAGUGCUGAUGCUGGCGCCAUCGUUGGAUGCGACGAAUUUAGAUGUGGAGAGGGAGCAGUUGACGAGGCUGUUUGAAGAUGCCAUGGAGUAUUAA
Molecule: messenger RNA, 1479 nt
Organism: Mytilinidion resinicola
Lineage: Eukaryota; Fungi; Ascomycota; Dothideomycetes; Mytilinidiales; Mytilinidiaceae
Product: Dehydroquinate synthase-like protein
Exons: 3
Coding region: 1-1479 (492 amino acids)
Cellular component (GO): mitochondrion
Molecular function (GO): alcohol dehydrogenase (NAD+) activity; metal ion binding
Source: RefSeq, a predicted model, not a curated record